Lactuca saligna is the source of this 348-nucleotide messenger RNA. NCBI's taxonomy places the organism in Eukaryota, Viridiplantae, Streptophyta, Magnoliopsida, Asterales, Asteraceae. The record is from the annotation of a GenBank genome assembly.
AUGCUUAAAAGAGUUGAUCCUACCAACACAGUUCUAGUCACUUACUUGCAAACCAUUGAUACUUCUGUUAAAACUGGAGUUCUUUUGGCAAGAGAAGAAGAUACGAAGACUAAGUGUUCGAAGAAGGAUGCUGCUGAAUCUUCUGAGAAACAAGUGAAAGAAACUAAAUCUACAAAGAGUCAGAAGAAGUUACCGAUUACAGAAUCCAAGACAAGAAAACUUGAAGUUUUUGUUGUUGAUAGUCCAUCAACUCAAAAGGAAAUCAUUCCUUCGAAGACUGGUGUCUUUCGUAGAAUCAAGAUGAAGUCCAAACAUAAGAGUCGAUCACCCCUUACAAAUGUUCUCUGA